AUGCUGAAGUAUAUUUUUUUGUUCUUUUAUGCAAUUUUUGCAUACGCCCCCUUGGAGGUAGAAAGUAAAUUUUUCGAGAAUCUUACCAGGCCAAAAUUGAAAAUUGGGAAACAUCCGAUAAAAAAUAAUUUAAAAAAUGGAAAGAGCAACAUAAGCCUUGACAACAUAGAGAAAAACAUAAUGAAAAAUGUGGAUUCAAUCAAUGUCAUGUUCGACCCCAAGUAUAAGAAAUUCGUCCCAUCCAAAUCCACGAAGGCACAUAUAGUUGGAGGUUUCAGUCAAAAUACGUCUGACCCGUCAGAUGUUGAGAGAAGCAAAUACGAAAAAGCACUUCGAUUUCUGGAAAAAUUAAACAGUGAAAUGAAAGUGUAUUCAACAAAAAUUAUAAGAGAAUUAGGAAUGCAAGAGCACAGCACUUUAAGAAAUUUUCGAAGAGCCUCAGAUUUACUGAAGGAAAGUUUAGUUACUAUGCACGCACUUGAUGUUAUAAAGAAUGACAAAACUGUGGAUUUUUCUAAGUACAACCUCGAAUGGUAUGCCAAGGCAUCCCUGCAGGAGAAGUACAAGACAGAAAAAUACAUCCAGAGAAUUAUGAAUAAGAUCUUUAAGACCACCUCGAAGAAGAAAAAAAAUAUAGAAAAGAAGAAAAUAGAUGAAAAUAUAGAACAACUGGAAAAUGAUCUAUUAAUGCAAAGAUUCGUGAGCGAAAGCAUGAACGUGAGCAAAUUACUAAAGGAACAUGAAGGAACAUCACCCAAUUAUAUGUCUCCCUUACACUCGGAUGUCUGUGGUCAAUUAGGAAGCAUAUUCCUAAGUUUCAUGUUUGAAAAGUCGUUCAAGAGCUCCAUAAACAAAGAAAUACCCUACUUCAAGAAGUAUCUACCACGCCUCAAAUACAGAAUUCAAAAUAUGGUUCACAAUGGAACGCUCAUUCUGGUCGAGAAAGGUCUUGAUGAUGCACUAUAUACCUUCAAGCUCAAAGUUGCAGAGAUUAUGGAAAAAAAAUUCGGGUUCGUGGACAUGUGUUCGGGAAAAUGCAUAGCUGAAACCAUUAACGCUAAUUAUGAUUUAGAAGAUUACAAGAACGAGUUUAAGCCUACCAACACAGCUCAAAGGAGAGCGGACAUGCUUAAGAUGCUGAUGUACUACUAUAGACACAAUCUGAACAACAUUGAAACGACAGCAGAUUUCAUCCUUAUUAUGUUACUUUAUUUGAAUUCGGCUACUGAACACACUGAAAAGGGGUUCAUAGAUGUGAGUUCAAUCGGGACCAACGAUAAGUUCAACUUACUUAACACGACCAUUGAUAAGAGGAAGAAGGUAAAGAAGAAUAAAAAAAAAAGCUUUUUGAAGAUAGCCCCAUUCAAUUUUUUCCGUGAAGAAGCAGAUGAAAAAUAUGGAAACGAAUCCAUAUUUGCAAUUGAUGAUAUUAUCAAAACAUGCUUACUGACAAAAAAAUCUGAACAUUUUAAUUCUCUAUAUGAAACGACAAAAGAUUUAUGGAAUAAUAUUCAGAGUAUUUAUUCAGCAUCAUACGGAUUUGUUGUGUCUAAGAAACUGAAAACGAAAAGUUUUGUAACAUCUAGGAUUAGGAAUGUUGGUUUCAUUUUCAACUGGUUCAAUUAUAACAAGAAUAUCACUCCUCAUGUGAAUUUCCUGGUGCACAAUUUCUCUCCCUUAAUUUCCGUUAGUCUUCAACUUACCUUUUUCAUAAGCACCAUGAUCGAACAGUAUGAGUCGACUUUUCUGAGCAACUUCUCUGCAGCCUUGAAAAAAAUAUUCACUCUCGGUGCAAGUUCAGCGCACCCAAAGAAUUAUGCAGAUUUAGUGAAUUUUUCAGAAAUGGAUUAUUUAUUGCGAUAUUCUAAAGCAGAUAAGACACAAAGGAUAAUAACCCAAACUGUGAAAAUGUUGAAAAAGAAAUUUCUGUCUUUGCCAUAUACACCUACUCUUCUAGCACAGUAUAUUUCUCUUUUCCUUUCCUUAUGGGUAUUCGAAAAUGAAAAAAACAUUACUCUAGACAAUCCAAAUGUCAGUAGAUUUAAGAAGUUGUUUUUCCUUUCUUAUUUUGUUCACAACUCUGGACCAGUGGAAAAAGCAGUUGAAAUUAUCUAUGACAGAUGUAGAGGCAAAACGGACAAAAUUGUUUUAGGUUGUAUAUAUGACUAUGGAGGUGCAAAAGAAAAGAAAAUAUUAGGGUUUAUAAGUAAGAAAUGUAAACCUACAAGAAUACCUAUAAGAAAAAGAAAUAUUAGAAAAAUUCUAAAAACAGUUAUGUCCUCUUUGGCUGAUCCUCUGGAUAUUUUAAAAAUCGCUGUCGACACGGCCACCAGAUGUGAUCAUUUCGGACGUAGUUCUUCUAUGGAUAAGAAUAAAAAGAGCAAAAACAAAAUAAAUUAUGACCUUUUUGUGAAGUCAGAGUUGUCUCUCCGUUACAUUUGUGCCGAUGUCACAAGAAAACUUGUAAAAAAUACUAUAAGAGACGUUUCAAGACUUAAAAAUAUCAGUGAGGCCCAAAGUAUAAUAGAUCGCUCAUUCAACAGUGUGCAAUAUCUGAAAAUAAGAAAUUAUAGAGACAAGGAAAGUAGCAUCAGUAUUUUCUGUCCUUUUAUGGAAGAAAAUGAUAAGCAUAUAAAGGAUUUGGAAAGGAGUCAAAUUUCGACCUUCGUCCACAAAAAUGUGGGAUUGUUGAAAAUUCUCAAAGGAAAAAUUAUCAAUUUGUUCAAGAAAUCAAUUAACAUUCGUGAAGGAAUUAAAACAGAUAGUCCCAUUUCCAUAAAAGUUGGAACUCGAAAAUUCAAUGGAUUUCUAUUCACAGGAGGAUACCAUCUAAAUAUGGAUAAUUUUGAACAAAAUACACUUCAUAUUGGAUUAUCAAAAUCAAGGAAAGUAUAUGAUGGAGAACGAUUUGUAGACGAGUUAGAGAUACUGAAAAUAGAUGGCGUGAAGAAGAUCGAAAUGAAGGGAGUUGAUGAAGACAAUGAAAGAUUUUACGUGCUCGAGAAUAACUCUAAAGUUUCCGAAUUUGAAUAUGCCAUCUUAUAUCCAAGCGCUAACAUAAUAAUUUUCGAUGGAAAUAAUUAUAUCUCUUCUUCCGCCCUUCGAAGCAUGGGCCUGGAAUAUGAAAGAAUUGUAUGGGCAGGACAUGCAGUGGGAUGGACUGCAGAAUUUGCCUUGGCCACCGUUUCAGAAAAUCCACUCCCCAUUUUUGAUGGGCAUGCAUGGGUACUUCUUGACAAAUUAAGCGUCAAAAGUAUUUUAGGCGAGUUCUUACCGAGGGAUGUGCGUGGAAGUCUACUAGCCAGUACCGUCAAUUUUGUUAUUUUAAACAAGGAUGGAAAACAGAUACUGAAAAAUACAACACCGGUUGUGAGUCUAAAGCACGCCACAUUCACACUGAGUGGUAUAUUAAAUUUCGUCAUAAAGGCUGAAAAGGGAAAAGGAAAUGAAAUAAUUGUUCACACGAGAAUACCUUAA
Molecule: messenger RNA, 3477 nt
Organism: Plasmodium gonderi
Lineage: Eukaryota; Apicomplexa; Aconoidasida; Haemosporida; Plasmodiidae
Product: rhoptry neck protein 5
Exons: 31
Coding region: 1-3477 (1158 amino acids)
Source: RefSeq, a predicted model, not a curated record